Messenger RNA from Paramuricea clavata, 447 nucleotides. NCBI's taxonomy places the organism in Eukaryota, Metazoa, Cnidaria, Anthozoa, Malacalcyonacea, Plexauridae. The record is from the annotation of a GenBank genome assembly.
AUGGCGAGACGACGAUCAUUCGGCGGAUAUGAAGAGGAAAGAUUUGAAAACGAAGUAGACAGUACAUUACUGUGCCCUAUUUGCAGAAACGUCUUAAAAGACGCAGUUCAAUGCCCAAAUGAGCAUUAUUGCUGCCGUUCGUGUAUUGGAAAGCAUUUGCACGAAAACUCCGAAACGUGUCCGACGUGUCAACACCAUCUGACGGAAGAAACUUUGAGCAAACCACCGAGACUUUUGACGAAUAUGUUGCAGAACCUCAAGAUUCGCUGUGAUCACGCCCAGCGCGGUUGUCGAGAAUUGAUCAAGCUUGAAUUUCUUGAUCGCCAUGUCAAGAGAUGUGGGCAUGUGGCUAUUCACCAACACGUUGUACAAACUCUGGCUGUUCUCAAGUUAUCAACCAACACGAGAAAGAACGACAUGAGAAUGAACUUUGUCGUUUCCGUUUGA